AUGGAGUACUCUAGCUUGCAGCGCCAAGUUGCCUACAUGAAGAAGGGCCUCUUUGAUCAGGGAUACCUAGAUGAACAAUUUGAUGAACUAGAAGAGCUGCAAGAUGAAGCAAGCCCAAAUUUCGUGGAAGAAGUUGUGACUUUGUUCUUUAGGGACUCCUCCAGAUUGAUGGCCAACAUCGAGCAGGCUCUCGAGAGGUGCCCCCAAGAUUUCCGCAGGCUGGAUUCAUACAUGCACCAGUUAAAGGGCAGUACUUCCAGCAUUGGUGCCUUGCGGGUAAAGAACGAAUGCACAAAAUUCAGGGAAUACUGUGAUCAAGAACAUCUUGACGGAUGCCAAAGAUCAUUCCAAAAGGUGAAGAGAGAGCAUGCCGUACUAAAACAGAAGCUAGAGUCUUAUUUCCAGUUGCUCAGGCAAAUUGGCCCCACCGAACGAGCAACUCGCUCUGGCAGCUGAGAUGACCGACCAUGGUGACGUACGUGCGGCUGUUGUAGCUUUAAUGAGGGUUGC
This is a messenger RNA of Elaeis guineensis (African oil palm), 510 nucleotides long. RefSeq names its product pseudo histidine-containing phosphotransfer protein 2. The record is from RefSeq and is a predicted model, not a curated record. Gene Ontology annotation, cellular component: nucleus; cytoplasm. Lineage: Eukaryota; Viridiplantae; Streptophyta; Magnoliopsida; Arecales; Arecaceae. Gene Ontology annotation, biological process: phosphorelay signal transduction system; phosphorylation; cytokinin-activated signaling pathway. Gene Ontology annotation, molecular function: histidine phosphotransfer kinase activity; protein histidine kinase binding.